Messenger RNA from Hippoglossus stenolepis (Pacific halibut), 765 nucleotides. Its product is annotated as melanocortin receptor 5-like. Lineage: Eukaryota; Metazoa; Chordata; Actinopteri; Pleuronectiformes; Pleuronectidae. Gene Ontology annotation, cellular component: membrane. Gene Ontology annotation, biological process: G protein-coupled receptor signaling pathway. The transcript is spliced from 2 exons. The record is from RefSeq and is a predicted model, not a curated record. Gene Ontology annotation, molecular function: G protein-coupled receptor activity. Bases 1 to 765 code for a protein of 254 amino acids.
AUGAGUAACAGCAGCCUGCAGGGCCUGUCUCUAGCUCUGCCCCUCACCAGCUUUGGCAAUGUGUUGAUGUUUCUCUUCAGUGUUUCCUUGGCUUUCAGCAUCAUCUUCCUCAACAUGUCCGUGUGUGUCUCCAUACUGCUGAACAGGGCUCUGCGCAGCGAGAACCGCUUCAUGUACAUGCUGAGCACCUGCUUCAGUCUGUCCUACAUGGCCAUCCUGGCCGCGCAGGCCGACAGGUACCACGCUGUGGUGUCACCUUUCCAAUACUUGCGCCGCAUGACGCGUAACAGAACCGUGGUGGUCAUAUGCGGGUACUGGCUCUACGCCUUCCUCAUCGUGGCCGUGAAUAACCUGGUCCCACUCGGCGUGGCCAGAAAGAUCAUGAGCAUUGGCACGUUUGUGGGCAACAUCUUCACAGUGAUUAUAAUGGUAGGACUGAACAUCAGGCUGUUCAUCAUAGCCAAGUUCCAGCUGGAGAGGGAGCCACCCUCCGUGGAGAGGGACACCAAGCGCUCCUCGGUGUAUCUCAUACUGGUGGUGGCUAUGUUCUUUCUGGUGACGUGGUUUCCCAUCUUCUGUCAUGUUAUAGUCUGUAACUUCUUUGGCUUGGUGUGUUUCACCUUUAAGAAUGAGGGCACCGACCCUAUGCGUAUUUUACCCCGAGUGAACACUGCCCUCACCCCCAUCCUGUACAUCUGCGGCUGCUCCCCGCUCAGAGCCACGCUGCUCACCAAGGUGUGGAGGCCCUGCUGCAGGAGGAGGUAA